This is a messenger RNA of Rhipicephalus microplus (southern cattle tick), 731 nucleotides long. RefSeq names its product glutamate receptor ionotropic, kainate 3. Gene Ontology annotation, molecular function: ligand-gated monoatomic ion channel activity. Gene Ontology annotation, cellular component: membrane. Lineage: Eukaryota; Metazoa; Arthropoda; Arachnida; Ixodida; Ixodidae. The record is from RefSeq and is a predicted model, not a curated record.
GUCAGCCUCCACAAGAAUUCUCGUUGCUGCUUGGUGGCUGUUUUCGUUCCUACUGGUAUCGUCAUACACCGCCAACCUGGCGUCCUUCUUGACUCGAGAAAGGCUCCGGUCACCAAUAGAAAGCGUCGAAGACUUGGCAAAGCAGACCGAGGUUCUGUAUGGCUGUGUCCGCUUUGGAUCUACACAGGCUUUCUUCAAGGAUUCCAAACAUGAGACAUACGAGAGGAUGUGGAAUGUCAUGAAAGACAACCUGGUAUCGUCCAACGCCGAGGGCGUUGAGCGGGUAGAGCGUGGAGGCUACGCCUUUCUGAUGGAAUCAACCAGCAUAGACUAUGUGGCUCAGCGUCGGUGCGAACUCACGCAGCUCAGAGGGCUUCUGGAUUCAAAGGGAUAUGGUAUUGCGAUGCCACAAGGUUCACCGUACCGCAGCGUACUCUCAUCAACUAUUCUACGUCUUCAAGAAAGCGGGAUAUUACAAACGCUCAAGGACCGCUGGUGGAAGGUCAAGGACCCAGUGAGGCGAUGUCCUGACGACCAGGCGGCGUCCAGGACCGACGCGGUGAGCGAGCUAGGCCUGCCCAAGGUGGGCGGCGUGUUCGUCGUACUGCUUGCCGGACUUGGUCUGGCUUGUCUCAUCGCCUUCGCCGAGUUCUUCUUCAAGGCGCGUUCAUCGCGCGAAAAGCGUCGCAAUGCUUCGGACAGGUGCCUCGACAUCGGGACGACCGGUAGAU